CUUGUUAAAUACCAAAGCCAACAAAGAGCCGUGUGAGGAAGUGGCUGCAGGCUGCACUGCUGCUGGGAGGGUGUGUCCUCAAAAAAAAAAAAAACGGGUUCAAAGGUCCCUGCUUUCUGGUCUAUAAACACGGGAUUGUCUGCAGUGGGGAAGAAGCUCCUCUAACGCAGAUUUGCUCUGUUGUUCUGGUUCUGGUGUCGGUCGGCGUAGGUUUGACUUAUUCCUGGAUGUCCCGAGGCUCAGGUGACCACUAAAGAGGACGAAAUGCGAGUGCACGCACACACCAAAUUCUGCUUCCUGUGUGUGCUCACCUUCAUCUUCCAUCACUGCAACCACUGCCACGUGGAAGGCCAUGACCACACGAGUGACGGACACCAGCACAGCGACCUGCAGAUUUCCGAGGCUCCGUACGUACGAUCCCCCACGGCGUCCCCCGAGUCCAACGGUGCUGACGUGGGGCCCCUAGAGGAAGAGCAGCGUUUCUACAUCCAGCAGCUGUUCAGGCGCUACGGGCAAAAGGAUCGCUUGGACUUCCAUGGAUUCCAGAGUCUGCUCUUCAGUCUGGGUCUGGGGGAAGUUAAGUUGGUAGGUGUGGACCACGAGGAUCUGGGCCACGACCACGUAGCCCACCUGGACCUGCUGGACGUGCAGGAAGGGCUUCACUCACACUCGUCCUCCGGCGAGGUCCACAGUCACGACCAUCACGACCACAAGUCCCAUCCCCACCUUCCACACGCAGAACAGGUCCCCACACGCUGCAGCCACACCACCGCUUCCAGUCCAGAGCCCGGCGGGCCCACAAAGCAGGACCACGAUCACAGAGACACACGGGGUGGGCACCAGAAACAUUCUGACGAUCACGGCACCCACGACCACAACCACGACGAAGACCAUCAACACCAGCAAACAGAGGUCCAGUCUAACCACAAAGACCUUACCUCCAGAGCCCAUCAGGGCCUCAGGAACCACAGCGGCGACCACCACCACCACGGUCACCACCAGACGGCGCACCCCGAGCCGCCGGUGACCCCGACAAGUCCACCAAAGAGGACCAGGAAGUCGGGAAAGGCCAGGAACCAGCCAAGACCCAACAAGUUCCCUUCCUCCGAACCGCCGCAGUCUGGAGACCAUGAACACCAACACGGUCAUGACCAUCACCACCAACAUGACCCGAGUCACUCCCAUAAAGACAAGAGAGAGGCCCCGGGGCCGGCGGCUGCGGCUGGAGCUUCACCGGAGCUUACAGAACACGCGGGCGGACUGACGCACCAACACGAGGAGUGUCUGAACCUGACUCAGCUCCUCACCUACUACGGCUUGCACCUGGACUCCGUCAUCUCCCCCACUGAGUUCACCUUCCUGUGCCCCGCCCUGCUCUACCAGAUCGACAGACGCGUCUGCAUCCGCCAUUACCAUAAGAUGGAUGUGGAGCAGGAGGCCCUGGAGCCCGUCAGCUCUGUGUGGGUGUGGAUCUGGGGCUUCGUGUCCAUCACCAUCAUCAGCCUGCUCUCGCUCCUCGGCGUGGUUCUCGUUCCCAUCCUCAAGCAGUCCUGCUUCAAGUUCCUGCUCACCUUCCUGGUGGCGCUGGCGGUGGGCACGCUCAGCGGAGACGCUCUGCUUCACCUGCUGCCUCACUCCCAGGGGCAACACGACCACGGCGAGCACGACGCCGGCAACAGCACCGAUCUGGCCACGGACUUCGACGGCGUGUGGAAGGGUCUGACCGCGCUGGCCGGCAUCUACCUCCUCUUCAUCAUCGAGCAUUGCAUCGGCAUGUUCAAGCACUACAAGGACCAGCGGGAAUCGAGGCGUGAGAACGAGGAGCGGAAGAUCGGCAGGAAGCUGUCGGAUCACACGCUGAACCGGCGCUCGGACGCAGAGUGGCUGAACCUGAAGCCCCUCAACGAAGACCCGGACAACUCGACUGUGUCCUGCGACAACACCCACAACGACACGCAGCUCACAGAUCUCCAGACGCCCGACUCGCCCACCAACACCACCCCGCUGACGCCCACGGACCCCCAGCGGGUCCCCGGCUCCCCCACCAAGGUCCCCGUCCUGAAACCCAGGAAGCACCGGCACUCCCACUCCCACGGCCACGGACACUCCCACGGAGGGAACUGCCACUCGGACCAGGAGAUGAAGGACGCCGGGAUCGCCAGCAUCGCCUGGAUGGUCAUAAUGGGAGACGGCAUGCACAACUUCAGCGACGGCCUGGCUAUCGGCGCAGCGUUCAGCGCCAACAUAACGGGAGGCAUCAGCACAUCCGUGGCCGUUUUCUGCCACGAACUACCUCAUGAACUCGGCGACUUUGCGGUCCUGCUGAAGGCCGGCAUGUCGGUGAAGCAGGCCAUCGUCUACAACCUGCUGUCGGCGCUCAUGGCCUACGUGGGCAUGGUGAUCGGCACCGCCGUGGGCCAGUACACGCACAACGUCACCAACUGGAUCUUCGCCAUCACGGCAGGGAUGUUCCUCUACGUGGCGCUGGUGGACAUGCUGCCGGAGAUGCUCCACGGUGACAGCGAGGAGCACAAGCGCUGCCAAGUGGGCCACUUCGUCCUGCAGAACAUCGGCAUGCUGACCGGCUUCAGCAUCAUGCUGCUCAUCGCCAUCUUUGAGGAGCGCAUCGUCUUUGACUUCGGCUUCUAGGCGGAGGAGGAGGAGGAGGAGGAGGAGGCGUCCUCCCUCUGCGGCGUCCUGCAUGCGCUUCAGAACCGCAGCUGUGGGUGUCUCACAUCCGCUCCUCCUCCUCCUCUUCCUCGGCUUCACGCCUCCAUCCGGACUCUGAGGGGCAGCAGGAUGGAGCCUCGCCGCCCGCCUGUCCUCGCGUCUCCUUCCUUCCUGCCUCCGUCUCGUCUCCCGUCGUCUGUGGCUUGUACCGCCAUCCAUCAGCUGAUGAUGUCAUCACGCUGCGUCUUCGCUGACCCAGCUGGCGGCGCGGCGCCACGCCCCCCUCAUGCAGAUCCACAGUUCUACGUUUGUUUGGGUCCGUAGGGAACCUGGACUCGGUGAGAGCCGCUGCCAAAGCCUCAAACCUCAGCACAUCCUGACCGUCGGCCAGGUUCUGACAGGUUCUGCCAGGUUCUGACGGGUUCUGACGGGCCGAUCCGGAGCCAAACCGAGACAUUUUUUCACGUCCGACUUUUUCAUUUUCUUUUUUUAAAUGAGAAACGACUUGAAGCUGUGAAUUCAGACCAACAGUCGCCUGGGUUUGUUUGGGUUUCUCCUCAGCUGCAGGUUCUGUAGAAAGUGCCGACCCGCGUCCUCCGAAAGGUUCUGGUCGGAUCAAAGACUCCUCCUGAACAUCUGAGGAACACCGACCAGGCGGAACGGCUGCCGGCACCUUUUGAAUCAUUCCAAGUUUCUGUUUGUGGCCGUCGCUCUUCCUCACAGAACCUUCACCGGGCCGAGCCUCGUAAGCCCCGCCCCCUCCGUCUUCGCCACAUUCCAUUGGCUGAUGCCCGCUGGAGCGCGCAAACGUGACCGUGGGUCCAUCCUGUCACUGUGUGACAUCGCCGCCUGGAUCGUCGUUCUCGUGCUGUUCUUGAAUCAUGUUCGCGUUGAGCAGAACGGUACCGAGGUUCUACGGAACCCAGACGGUUCUGCUGCUCAUCAUGUGAAGGCAUUUUUAGUUUUUAGUCUGCUCGUGUUCCCCGUGUGGUUCCAGUGGGUGUCGGUCGCUUCACCCCUUCAUCACUCGGUACCUUUGCAGUUUGGGUCAGAACAGACAGAAUUAACGUUUGUCGCUCCCAGAGACUCCGGUAAGAGAACGAUAAAGAGAUGCAGCGUUAAAAUCCCACGACGGACGUUUAAUCUGAACAGUGCAGCUAAAACUUUGAUUAAAAUACAACUGGACUCAAAUUUCAGGCCCACUUUAUGGUUGAUCUUUGAUCUAAAGCCGGAUCGGUCCAGAGAAAUUAACCAAACUCUUUAGACGCUGCGUUAGACCCAGUCUAGCGGCGUUUCCAGAACCCAGAAGAAGUUAGAAAUAAAUAAGACAAAUCUGCUCCAAUGGGGGAAAGAAUCUGGGACAAUUUGUGGUUUGAUGAAGCUAAAUUGGAGACGAGCCGCGAUGAAAGGUGGAGGUGUGAUUACUUUUGUUGAGACGGACCUUAAGAUUUGAAUCCAAUUAGGAAACUGAAGAGUUAUCGGGUCAUUUUCAGUUCUCUAGCUUUAAGGUUUUGGCUCAAGAGGCGUUUGAUUUCCUGCUUCCCUUUAAGUUUAAAAGACGCAGGUUUAUAUUUCGGGUCCAAUUUGUCUCCAUUUUUCACUUCAGUGUUAAAAAUUUAAAAUCCGUCUGUAAGCAUCCGGCAGCUGAUUUUUAAAAGAUGCGGCGGAUUUAAACACGUUUAUCUCCACUCAUUAGAAAAACAUUAAGCUGAGCCGUGGAUGAAGGGGUGAAGUGACCCGGACCCGUUGCAGCAGAACCUGAAUCAUUUUACUGUAACAUGCAAUCAGUGGUUCUCUGCAGCUUGGGUCCAGCUUGCUGGACGAGGACAGACGCCGGUUCCUCGCUGCUGAUUCACCACGAGGACAAAAAAAAAAACGCCUCUGUCAUUUUUUUAUGUGUAUAUUUGUUUUGUAAAGUGCGUAUAAAAUGUAAAAUGUGACAUUCUUGCUGUUAGCCUGUCGGUGCGAUCUCCAGAUGCUGAAGAAGAAUAAAGUGAUAUGAAGAUGCUGCAA
Messenger RNA from Fundulus heteroclitus (mummichog), 4683 nucleotides. RefSeq names its product solute carrier family 39 member 10 (gene slc39a10). Gene Ontology annotation, cellular component: membrane. Gene Ontology annotation, biological process: zinc ion import across plasma membrane; positive regulation of B cell receptor signaling pathway; intracellular zinc ion homeostasis. Gene Ontology annotation, molecular function: zinc ion transmembrane transporter activity. Lineage: Eukaryota; Metazoa; Chordata; Actinopteri; Cyprinodontiformes; Fundulidae. The record is from RefSeq and is a predicted model, not a curated record. Bases 265 to 2649 code for a protein of 794 amino acids. The transcript is spliced from 10 exons.